This is a messenger RNA of Puccinia graminis f. sp. tritici CRL 75-36-700-3, 564 nucleotides long. RefSeq lists its product as uncharacterized. The coding region runs from base 1 to 564 and encodes 187 amino acids. The transcript has 3 exons. Lineage: Eukaryota; Fungi; Basidiomycota; Pucciniomycetes; Pucciniales; Pucciniaceae. The record is from RefSeq and is a predicted model, not a curated record.
AUGUCUAAUCAAGGAAAGUAUGAAGGUUAUAGUGCUUGGAGGAAGGAGAGUUCGCUCGGGCAGGCCCAAGCUGGAAACCGACGGUCGACGCCCCCGUCGGACAGAUGCUUCAUUGCGUUGACGGCCGGGAGGUUUAUGUAUGCUGGUUCUCGAAUCGUCAGACGAGCGCUCGGACACACCGCCGACAUCUUUGCUGACUCUGUCAUCGUCAUCCCAGAGCUGCCUUGCGACGAAGAAGAACAACAUCGACUUCAGAACAUCCCAACGACCGAAAGACAACACCAGAGAUCUGUUGCCGUUUCGUACGGAUCGAUCUCAUUCGGGGUAUCCAUCACCGGUCUCGGUAUAACAACCUGCGAGAGGCUCGACUUAUAUAGAUGCUUUGCUGGACAAGAUUCCGGAAAGAUUUGCGCUGAGAAGAAGCCCAAGAUCAAGGAAGAACUGUUGUGCAAGGGAGGCAUCCCCGACGCAUCGGUCCCUUGGCGCCUGAAAAACAAGCACACCGUCUUAGGCGACACAGGACGCCCAGCAAGGAAGUUAAGGUUGGGCCAGUUCACAGGAUGA